Alosa alosa (allis shad) is the source of this 1011-nucleotide messenger RNA. RefSeq names its product glutathione peroxidase 2 (gene gpx2). The transcript is spliced from 2 exons. The record is from RefSeq and is a predicted model, not a curated record. Lineage: Eukaryota; Metazoa; Chordata; Actinopteri; Clupeiformes; Clupeidae. Gene Ontology annotation, biological process: response to oxidative stress. Gene Ontology annotation, molecular function: glutathione peroxidase activity.
CCCACAUCAGAAUAAGUUUAAAGGGCUCGGUGUGACACAGUCCACUUUCUUACUCCACUGGGGUAUCUGGUGUCCGGCGGGUAUCAGCUAACUGUUCUGCCUCACCUGACACCCGACAAAGGCACCUUUAUAAGUCAGGUCAUGUGACCAGUGGACUCUACAGGACUGUGUCCAGAUCUUCGCCGGUUUGCAGUUAAGCGUACCCGGUCCUGCAACAUGACGUACAUCGCCAAGACGUUCUAUGACCUGCGCGCCACCACCUUGGAAGGGGACUCGGUGGACUUCAACGUCUACCGAGGAAGGGUGGUGCUCAUCGCGAAUGUAGCCUCACUCUGAGGGACCACCACCCGGGACUUCACCGAGCUCAACCAGCUGCAGAGCAGGUACCCUCAUCGGCUGGUGGUCCUUGGGUUCCCCUGCAACCAGUUUGGUUACCAGGAGAACUGUUCCAACAGUGAGAUCAUGAACGCGCUGAAACACGUGCGACCAGGAAAUGGCUUCGAGCCCGUCUUCACCAUGUUUGAGAAGUGUGACGUGAACGGAGCGAACACACACCCAGUCUUUGCCUAUUUAAAGGACAAGCUGCCGUACCCUGACGACGACCGGGUCUCUCUUAUCCAGGACCCCAAGUUCCUGGUGUGGAGUCCGAUCAGCCGGAGUGAUAUCUCCUGGAACUUUGAGAAGUUUCUGAUCGGGCCGGAGGGAGAACCAUUCAAAAGAUACAGCAAAAAAUUCCCGACCAUUGACAUCGAGCCCGGCAUACAGAGGCUGCUAAGACUGACCAAGAACUAGGAAAAGUGUUCAACUGUGUUCAUGUGACUACUCUGGAUCUCUGGAAACACGUCAUAACCCUGUGGAGGCCUCUGUCUUUCUUGGAGUUUAUUAAUGAAGGUGAUAUCCUAAAUUAAAUGUGGGUAUAACCUGAAGUCUUAUAAACUUGAAUAAAUAUGGAAAUGCCUUUUGUGGGUUUAUGUAACAAAAUGAUUUAAUAAAACUUAAAAUACAAAAAUA